CUCUCUCGUUCUCAGCUAUAGCGGUUAUUUCAAGAUAGUUAGAUCUACAUGAAUGGACACCACUGCACCCAAGUUUAGAGUGUAAAGUUUAUGUUGAAAUAGUGUUUGGAAAGUGUUUACACAAAAAAAAAUAAAAACUUCCAAAACCUUCUCGUUAUGUUUUGUUGUGGCAAUUGUGAGCUUUUAAAAAUGUGAAAACAAAAUGUUCUGAAACAAAAGACUUUCAAUAUUGGACUUUUAAAAGACUGUUUUAGAUUCCAUACAGCUAAUUAUCUUGUGGUGUUCACUGAGAGUUUUAUUGGAAAAAAAGAACAACAACAACAGUUUAGCAAUGAUAAGAUUAAAUCUUGUAGUUCAGAUUUGUCUGGAAAGAAUGGUCACUCCUGUCUGGACAGUUCGCGCUUUGUCCACUAUGAGCCGCAUGUCAUCAACAGAACAGCUUGAAGUCAAGCCCUUUGAGUCCAUUCCAGGUCCAGGGGGACUACACCAAUGGCCACUGAUUGGAUCGUUGCUAAACUACAAACCUUUUACGAGAUUUACUCCAGAGACUCUACACAACUUUCUGAACCACAUGCACGACAAAUAUGGACCAGUGGUCAAACUACGACUUGGAUCUCAAGUUGUUGUGGUGUGUGACCCCAAAGACUUCGAGACAGUGUACAGAAAUGAAGGGAUGUACCCGAAACGAACAAGCUUCGAUCUCAUUACCGCCUACAACAAGAGAAACAACGUGGAACCAGGCCUGUCACAACUUCAAGGUGAAGGAUGGCAUGCGUUGAGGUCACCAAUCAACAAGCGACUCAUGAAAGUUGAUUCGGCUGCUCAUUAUCUACAACAACACAACCAGGUGGCUGAUGAUCUUGUCCAAAUUCUGGCCACCCAAAAUUUAUCACCGGAAGAAGUUCAGAAACUUUUCUUUCGCUUUUCUGCAGAAAGUCUUGCUGUGGUUGUGUUCAACAAAAGACUCGGCUUGCUAGAAGAGAAUCCAGAUAAAGAGGCUCUAGAAUUUCUGAAGCUCUCAGAGACAGUAAUGAGCAUGAUUCAAAAAGCACUAUUCGGAAAGUCAAUUGCGCACAGAUGGUUUCGUAAUUCAACGUACCUGAAAUACGAAGCAGCCCAGAAUGUAGUCAGAAGAAUGGCCAUUUCUCGCAUAACACAAGAGAAAGUGAAGUUUGAGCAGAUGAAAACUUCUGGCCAAUUCAAGGAAGAUCACUCCAACUUGUUAUUCUCUUUACUUUCUGAGACAAACUUAACCAUUGAGAAUGUGUCUAAUGUUAUGAUCUCCCUUUAUUUUGGAGGGACUGAAUCGACAUCUAAAUAUAUUCCAGUCUUUCUCUACAACUUAGCGAAGAAUCCUGACAAACAGAAUAUUUUGAGAAAAGAAAUUCUGAACUGCAUGGGACAAGAUGACCCACUGACCACCAAAGCUUUGUCACAGAUGCCUUAUUUGAAAGCCGCCCUCAAAGAAUCUUUCAGGUUAUCCUUUCCAUCAGCAGUGACCAGUUUUAGAAUUCUACCUGUGGAUGUAGUCCUGGGAGGCUAUCACGUUCCAGCAGGUGUUUCUAUAUUUAUGUUUGGUCAAAGAGCUACAAGGACACAUUUUGAGAACCCCGAUCAAUAUCUUCCCGAGAGAUGGCUGAGGUCAGACGACAAGACGCUAAGAGAUCCAGCUCAUAGUAUGAUUGUCCUGCCGUUUAGCUAUGGCCCCAGAAACUGUAUUGGUCAACGUUUUGCAAUGCAGUUACUUUACUUAGCUGCGGUCAAGAUUUUACAACGCCUAGAUGUUCGCAUCCAUCAGGAUUCAGUGAAUGGAAGUUUUAUCUACAAGCCUUUUAUCCAGGCCCAGAGUCCUAUUGGAUUUAAAUUUACUGGCGUCAGAUAGAUGUAGUUAUCUUCUGCAAAUCUUUUUUUUAUUGUACAAAUGUGUUUUUACUUCAUGUAAAUGUUUUAAGCCGUAACCAAUUUUUUUUGAACUGCAUAAUAAUAAUAAUAAUAA
This is a messenger RNA of Biomphalaria glabrata, 1996 nucleotides long. RefSeq names its product 1,25-dihydroxyvitamin D(3) 24-hydroxylase, mitochondrial-like. Gene Ontology annotation, molecular function: heme binding; iron ion binding; monooxygenase activity. NCBI's taxonomy places the organism in Eukaryota, Metazoa, Mollusca, Gastropoda, Planorbidae. Bases 332 to 1882 code for a protein of 516 amino acids. The record is from RefSeq and is a predicted model, not a curated record. The transcript is spliced from 9 exons.